UUUGCGCCACUGCUUAACACAGAAACGAAUUUUAUUUAAAAGCUUUAAACCAACGCAAUGAAUUUUCCACCGCUCUCGCUCUCACGCGAACUGUUUUCUAAGCUUGGAACUCACCGAGUCAUUGCAAAGACUACCGAAUCGACUCGGAAUAUCUGCAAAUCAACGCUAUAUUUGUUCCUCGCACUUGCCACUCCCUUCAUUGCGUAUCACGGCUAUCAAUCCUAUACAAUGUUUUGGUCUUCAUCUUUAUCUUCGUCUCGCUCUCCCAUAACCGAUGCCGAAUCUCUCCGCCGUCAACGAAUCAGCUCCAGCGAGCUCUACAACCCCGAUGUUUCUUCCAAGGUUCCGGUUAUCUACUCUUCUUACUACGAUAUCAGCUUCCUCGGAAUUGAGAAACUGCAUCCCUUCGAUUCUUCAAAAUGGGGUCGGAUAUGUAAGUUCUUGAUUUCAGAAGGUCAUCUGGAAAAAAGCUCUAUUGUUGAGCCAUUGGAAGCUUCAACUGAGGAUCUACUUGUGGUGCAUACAGAAGCAUACCUGAAUAGCCUGAAGAACAGUGUGAAUGUUGCCAGGAUAACCGAGGUUCCUCCUGUAGCGAUAUUGCCCAAUUGGCUUGUUCAGAUGAAAGUUCUUUAUCCGUUCCGAAGGCAGGUGGGAGGAACUGUAUUGGCGGCUAAGUUGGCAAAGGAGCGAGGAUGGGCUAUCAAUAUUGGAGGAGGGUUUCAUCACUGUAGUGGUGGAAGGGGAGGUGGAUUUUGUGCUUAUGCAGACAUUUCCCUUUGCAUUCAUUUUGCUUUUGUUCGGUCAAAUAUAUCAAGGGUAAUGAUAAUUGAUUUAGAUGCACAUCAAGGAAAUGGUCAUGAAAGGGAUUUUGGUAAUGACGAGCGUGUUUACAUCUUGGAUAUGUACAACCCUCAAAUAUACCCAUUUGAUAUGACUGCUAGAAAUUAUAUUGAUCAGAAGGUUGAAGUGGUGACUGGGACUACAACUGACGAGUACUUGAAGCAAUUGGAUAAAGCACUUGAGGUAGCCUGGAGUAAUUUUGCCCCUGAGUUGAUUAUAUACAAUGCUGGCACUGAUAUCCUUGAUGGAGAUCCACUGGGUGGAUUAAAGGUCAGUCCAGAUGGGGUGGUCCAAAGAGAUGAGAAGGUCUUCAGGUUCUUUCGUGAGAGAAACAUCCCUAUUGUCAUGGUCACGUCAGGUGGCUAUAUGAAAACUAGUGCCCGAGUCAUAGCAAAUUCCAUAAUAAACCUCUCAAAUAAAGGCUUGAUAGAUACAAAAGUCCACAACGGAAGAAGAUAAAUUACAUUUGGCUUAUUUUCAGUCAAUAAACGGUUCACUACAAAGGUCAGUUCCUCCGAAGAGUUACUUGUGCAUUUGUAACCGGAAGUGAUCCUUACGAUGUAAUCGAGGAAAUAGGAGGAAUUAGGAGAUAGAAGUGUGACUUUUAUGUAGGAAUGAAUAAUACUCGCAGGAGCAUGCGUGUGUCUCGUGUCGUUCUUCAAGUAGUCUACCUCGCAGUUGUGUAUAUAGCUAAAUAUAGUAGAAGGUUUCAAUGUUUGCACUUUAUGGUUUUGCAUGACUAGCGAGAUAUUCAUAUAUUAUUAU
This is a messenger RNA of Hibiscus syriacus, 1605 nucleotides long. RefSeq names its product histone deacetylase 2-like. NCBI's taxonomy places the organism in Eukaryota, Viridiplantae, Streptophyta, Magnoliopsida, Malvales, Malvaceae. Bases 58 to 1299 code for a protein of 413 amino acids. The transcript is spliced from 13 exons. Gene Ontology annotation, molecular function: histone deacetylase activity. The record is from RefSeq and is a predicted model, not a curated record.